Messenger RNA from Bombus pyrosoma, 1764 nucleotides. RefSeq names its product endoplasmic reticulum-Golgi intermediate compartment protein 3. Lineage: Eukaryota; Metazoa; Arthropoda; Insecta; Hymenoptera; Apidae. Bases 303 to 1403 code for a protein of 366 amino acids. Gene Ontology annotation, cellular component: COPII-coated ER to Golgi transport vesicle; Golgi membrane; endoplasmic reticulum membrane. The record is from RefSeq and is a predicted model, not a curated record. Gene Ontology annotation, biological process: retrograde vesicle-mediated transport, Golgi to endoplasmic reticulum; endoplasmic reticulum to Golgi vesicle-mediated transport. The transcript is spliced from 8 exons.
UUCCGUUUCACUUGUCAAAUCUUAAACGUGUGCAACUUAUCGGUUUUAUUCUGCUACCAGCAUACUUCUAACUAUUAAACAAUUUUGUUAAUUUUCUGGAGUCGCCAUAAUGCCGAAAAAUUUUAAAAUUAUUCUAUUCUACAAUCUGAAACAUUAUUUCAAGAUAUUUUUAUGUGAUAAACAUACUUAACCUCAAAAGUUGAUAAUACUUAACGGAAGUAGAAAUAUCUAUCAUUCUCUUGUUUCUAAAAUCGAAUACCGUCAUUUCUUACACUUUGUUGAAACUGUAUUUCAAUUUUUACAUGUAUUUGUUAAGGUUUCAGCUAUCUCUGACAAUUAUUAGUACCAUUAUCAUGGGUAUUCUAUUUCUAUCCGAAGUAAAUUAUUAUCUUACUCCAACCCUAAGUGAAGAAUUGUUUGUAGAUACUUCAAGGGGUUCAAAAUUAAGAAUUAAUUUAGAUAUAAUUGUACCUACAAUAUCUUGUGAUGUUUUAUCAAUAGAUGCAAUGGACACGACAGGUGAACAGCAUUUACAAAUAGAGCAUAAUAUAUUUAAAAGACGCUUAGACUUAAAUGGGAAACCUAUAGAAGAUCCACAAAGGACAGACAUUACUGACACAAAAGCACGUAGCAAAACAACAACAAAGACAGUAGAAAGCACUACUGAGAAAGCAUGUGGAGACUGUUAUGGAGCUGCUGGUGAUAUUAUCAAAUGUUGUAAUACUUGUGAAGAUGUAAGGGAAGCCUAUAGACUUAAAAAUUGGGCACCUCCUGCUCUAGGAAUGAUAAAGCAGUGUAAAAAUGACAAAUCAGUAGAGAAAAUGAAAACUGCCUUUACUCAAGGGUGUCAAAUCUAUGGUUAUAUGGAAGUAAAUAGAGUGGGUGGGAGUUUUCACAUUGCACCAGGUGACAGCUUCUCUGUAAACCAUGUACAUGUGCAUGAUGUCAAACCAUACACAUCAACGCAAUUUAACAUGACCCACAAGAUUCGCCAUUUGAGUUUUGGGCUAAACAUCCCAGGAAAGACGAAUCCUAUGGAUGAUACCACUGUAGUUGCAAUGGAAGGUGCGAUGAUGUUUUAUCAUUACAUCAAAAUUGUACCGACGACCUACGUGCGCGCUGAUGGUUCCACGUUAUUGACAAAUCAAUUUUCUGUAACUCGACACGCCAGACAAGUGUCUUUGUUUAGCGGCGAAUCUGGAAUGCCUGGUAUAUUCUUUAAUUAUGAAUUAAGUCCACUGAUGGUAAAAUAUACAGAAAAAGCGAAAUCGUUUGGUCAUUUCGCGACGAAUGCAUGUGCAAUUAUCGGUGGCGUAUUUACAGUUGCUGGAUUAAUAGAUUCGCUAUUAUAUCACUCUGUCAGAGCAAUACAGAAAAAGAUAGAAUUGGGCAAAUACAAUUAAAAUUUAGAUCAGCUUAUAAGUUUGAAGAGUAUUAUAGAAUAUUUGAAAAUAUUUUGUACGACGAAUGAUCUGAUCUUACACGUCAGUUAAGAAGUAACUUAAUCUCUUAUCGAGCGUAUUAUUAAAAACAUGAAAGAAAGAAAAUGCUGAUGUAACAAUGUAAAAUUUACCAAUUUUUUAUAUUGCCUAAACUUGUAUUGACACAACAGAUUAAACAUUUUUGUAUAAGAUAUAUAAAACUGUACAUAAAGGACUGUAGAAAUAUGUAAGAACACUUAAUAUUUAAGUAAAAUGUAUACAAUAAAGGUUAUACUAUUACAACAAGAAGGCUGAAAAAAUAUAAAUAUUUAUUAUAAUAUAA